Ziziphus jujuba (common jujube) is the source of this 836-nucleotide messenger RNA. RefSeq lists its product as uncharacterized. The record is from RefSeq and is a predicted model, not a curated record. Bases 123 to 563 code for a protein of 146 amino acids. Gene Ontology annotation, cellular component: nucleus. Lineage: Eukaryota; Viridiplantae; Streptophyta; Magnoliopsida; Rosales; Rhamnaceae. The transcript has 2 exons.
GCGGGCUCAGAAUACGCUCUCCUCACACUCUCCCCAACACACACACACUCAAAAAUUCAAAGAGGCAUUUCACAGGAAAAAAAACUCUUAUCCCUUUUGACAGACUAAACGACGAGGAGGAAAUGGCCGUCUCUACUGGUCUCUUCUCGGCCUUUGUCUCCGGCGAAACGGCGUCACUCGCCAUGCCGUUUUCCACCACAUCUUCUUAUUCUUCUCCUUGUCCCAGGCUCAUCCACUGUCAGCCCCCUGCUAACCUGCGCAGGGUGCGUUUCCAAACCCUCGCCCCCGCUUCCAAGCAGGCCACCACUGGCAGAGGCGAGCUCCGUGGCAUCAUGAAGCCCCGCAGAGUCACUCCGGAGAUGGAAGCCAUUGUUGGUUCCCCUGAGAUUUCUCGCACUCAAGCCCUUAAGCUUAUCUGGGCCCACAUUAAGCAGAAUAAUCUUCAGGACCCUGAAAACAAGAAGAUUAUCGUUUGUGAUGAGAAGCUGAAGAAGAUAUUUAAAGGGAGGGAUCGUGUUGGAUUUCUUGAGAUUGCAGGACUAAUUACUCCUCACUUCCUUUGAUGGAUAAAGUUUUGCAGGACUGAACGGGGUUGUGGAUCAUGUAAUGAAGUAAAUCUUUUGUAUGUGGGGGCCGUGUUUUGGUUGAUGAUACUAGUAAAAAUUCGGAAUUUCUGAAUUAUGGACCUUGUAAUUUCUGACUUAUGCAACUUAGAAGUCUUUAGUCAUAUAGUAUUUGCUUACAGAACCGGCUUUUUGUAAGAAUUUUGCCUCUGAAUUCCUUGUUAUGUAUCAGGUUCUUUAAAGCAAUUAGAGCUUUGUCUAAAGUUUUUGGUA